Vanderwaltozyma polyspora DSM 70294 is the source of this 666-nucleotide messenger RNA. Its product is annotated as Rho family small GTPase. Gene Ontology annotation, molecular function: GTPase activity; GTP binding. The record is from RefSeq and is a predicted model, not a curated record. The coding region runs from base 1 to 666 and encodes 221 amino acids. NCBI's taxonomy places the organism in Eukaryota, Fungi, Ascomycota, Saccharomycetes, Saccharomycetales, Saccharomycetaceae. The transcript has a single exon. Gene Ontology annotation, biological process: small GTPase-mediated signal transduction.
AUGAAUAAUAAUAACAUAUUUAGACCAUCAUCUACGCCAAGUGACGCUGUGAUAAAUGAUACUAGGCGUAUUAGAAGGAAACUAGUAAUUGUAGGAGAUGGUGCUUGUGGUAAGACUUGUUUGUUGAUAGUUUAUUCAAAGGGUACAUUUCCAACUGUCUAUGUCCCGACAGUGUUUAAUAAUGAUGUCACGACGGUUGAAGUUGAUGGUAAAACUGUUGAUUUAGCUUUAUGGGAUACUGCAGGUCAAGAAGAUUACGAUAGAUUAAGACCACUAUCAUAUCCAGAUUCAAAUGUUGUAUUGAUAUGUUUCGCUAUUGAUUUACCAGAUUCUCUAGAAAAUGUUAAAGAAAAAUGGGUUUCAGAGGUUUACCAUUUUUGUAGAGGUGUCCCAAUAAUUUUAGUUGGAUGUAAAAUGGAUUUACGAACUGACACUGAUGUCAUUCAAGGUCUAUCUAAGAUUGGAAAAGAACCAGUUACCACGGAGGAGGGUCAAACUGUAGCGACUCAAAUUGGUGCAUUUAAAUACAUCGAAUGUUCCGCGAAAACAGGAUAUGGGGUUAGAGAGCUAUUUGAAGUUGCAACAAGAGCUUCCUUAUUAUCACAAGAAAUCAAAAUGAAUCAGAAAAAAAAUGGUAAAUCAAAAAGAAAAUGCUCGAUUCUUUAG